AUGGCGAGGAUUCACCGUAGCAGAGGGCGCGGGGUUCCGGCGGCAGCGGGCGAGACGAGGCGAACCCGAGCGGCGCUGAGGCGGGGAACCGCAACGGGCACGACUACGACAACAACUCGCGCGUCGGCCAGAGCCAGCCCGCCGAUCCGCGCCAAGCCGGGCCACCCCUCGCAGAGGAGCCCGCCGCGCUGCUGUGGAAGGAGUUCAAGGCGCUCGGCAUCCACGUCCGCCGCGCCCAGGGUGACCAUUUCGCCGGAGCCGACGACUAAGGGCGCGUACAGGGAGGUCAUGACGAAGUUGGUGUCCGAGAACCAGCAUACGGAGCUCGGCGGCCGCUUCCCCGCGUACGACGGCCGUGACUCGCUCUUCACCGUGGGCGCGCUGCCGUUCGGCACCAAGGAGUUCGAGGUCACCCUCUCUGCAGGCGGCGACAAAAGGAUGGACACGAAGUACAGGGUGGUGAUCAAUCAUGCCUCAGCAAUCAGCCUGCUGCAGCUGAGGAUGCUGCUGGCGGGCUAUUCCACUGACAUCCCCGCGCAGGCGCUGCAGGUCCUCGAGACCAUGCUGGGUGACGUCCUCUUCAACGAACGCAAUGACAUAGAACGCGUCCCGAUUGGCACCAAUAAUCAUACACUGGGUGUUGAGGCAUGGAAGGGGCUCUAUCAGAGCAUCAGAUCAACACAGGACGGCUUGUCUCUGAUUGCAGACGUGUCCUCAUCAGUUUUCGUUCAACCCCUGCUGCUGAUUGACUUUGUUCAGAAGACCCUAAAGACAGAUAUCGUGGAUAGGAACUUGACUGAACCUGAGUAUGAUAAGCUGUUGAAGGCCCUCAGGGGUGUGAAGAUUGAAGUCACACACAGAGGUAAUAAACGCCGUAGUUUUGAAUCACCGGGUGGAGCUACAAAGACUGUCAUUGAUCACUUCAGAGAAAGGUACAGCCUGGACCUGAAAUACAAAUCUCUCCCAUGCAUCGAUGUCGGCAGUGAGCAGAAGCCAAUUUAUCUUCCUAUAGAGGUUUGCAAGAUAGUUCCCAGGAAGUGUUACCAGAAAAAGCUGGAAGGUAGUCAGGUUUCUAUUCUAAGGAAGUCAGCCUCCAUCCAGCCUGAACCGGAGCAAUCCAGUCGUCAGGUUGUUGACCGCAAACGCACUAAACGUGCAAAUGAAUUUGGCAUAGAAUUUGAUGACAAUCUUACAACAACAGUUGAUGCUAGAGUUCUGCUGCCUCCAAAUCUUAAGUAUCAUGAUUCUGGAUCUCAGAAAACGUGGUUUCCAAUGAAUGGGUACUGGAAUAUGAAAGACAAGAAAGUAAUAAAUGGUGCUAAGAUCAGCAACUGGGCAUGCGUCAAUUUUUGUGAAGAUUUAUCCAAGAAAGUUAUUGAGGAGUUUUGCUUUAAGCUGGCUGAAAUGUUUCACAUUACUGGAGUGGACUUUGACAAUUUGAAGCUCCCAAUAUUCACUGCACGUCCAGAUCAAGUUGAACAUGAUAUUCAUAUAUGCUAUCAGGAAGUGCAGAACAAGCUGAGGGAUCAGAAGAUUGACUUACUGCUUGCUAUUCUGCCAGAUGAAAAUGGCAGUUUAUAUGGAUCUGUGAGACAGAUAUUGGUCUCGUGUCACAGUGUUGUCGAAGGUCAAAUGUCUUCAUCAAAAGCUGGAGGAAGGGACUCAGUAUUCGAUGAUGUACAGAAGAGUUUACCGGUUGUUUCAAACAAGCCGACGAUUAUAUUUGGUGCUCAUGUUUCUCAUCCUUCUGCUGUAAAUGAUUCUGCUGCCCCUUCUAUUGCUUCUGCUUGGAAAGCACUGCAUGAUAACGAGAAGCCACAAAUCACCUUCAUUGUGGUGCAGAAGAAGCAUAGGCUAAGGCUGUUUCCCAUGGACAACAAGUAUAGGCACCGUUCUGCUACGAAGAAAAUUGUUGAGCCUGGCACAGUGGUUGAUAGCGAGAUCUGUCACCCAGCAGAAUUUGAUUUCUUCCUUUGCAGCCAUGCUGAGAUGAAAGUUUGUGCUGUCCAGUUAUGCAAGCGGCACUCAGUCGGUGUCAAUUGUUCCUCCCGCGUCUACCUCGCCCAAGGCUCUGACACGGCAUCAGCGUCAAGCUCCGGCAGUGCAGCUGCUCCUGCUCCUGCUCCUGGUGGUGGUCUAGUCCUUAUGCCUCCUGAAUAG
Miscanthus lutarioriparius is the source of this 2160-nucleotide messenger RNA. The record is from the annotation of a GenBank genome assembly. NCBI's taxonomy places the organism in Eukaryota, Viridiplantae, Streptophyta, Magnoliopsida, Poales, Poaceae.